UUCAUUGCAUCUCUUUCUCUCUCUUUCCUCGUUUGUAUAAAUCAAUUCACACAAUCAAACGCCUAAUUAUCAUACGUUUCGUUUUUCACCGUAACCCCUCUUUUUGCCCUAAAAUCAUAUCUGGGUUUCCCUUUUCCUCAUAUGAUUUCUUCAAGAUUUUGAUGCAUCCUUCGCUUAUCCCUCUCUCGAUUCUCUUCUUCUUCGUUGAUCUGCUGUUUUUUGCUCUCGAUCGAGGGUUUUUUGGGGUUUUAACUCUCGGAUUUCUUUCGGCUUUCCUUCAAUCGGGCUCAUGCAGAAGCUAUUUGGGGAAGAUGUUCUUUGCCAUGGCAUGCCAAAAUACCAGAAUUCCGAAGAGUCGAAUCUCUUCUUGUCCCUUGGUCAUCAUGUCGACGUCUACUUCCCACCUCGAAAGAGGUCACGAGUCACUGCUCCCUUUGUGUUCUGUGGAGAAAUGUUCAAGAAGCAGCAGACCACCAUUGAUGUCCUUCCCGAUGAAUGUCUCUUCGAGAUUUUCAGACGGGUAUCUGGAAGUCAAGAGAAAAGCGCAUGUGCUUCUGUUUCGAAGCGUUGGCUUAUGCUAUUAAGCACCAUUCGCAAAGACGAGAUCUGUUUUGACCUAAAGACUCAACCGGAAGCACCUGAAGUAGCUGUGCCUGUUGCCCCUGCCUCAUUUAUCAAGAAAGAUGGACUUUAUUCCUCUCUGGAAAUUGUCGAAGAUGAUAACAGUGGUGGGUGUCUCACAAGGUCUCUAAAAGGGAAGAAGGCUACAGACGUUAGACUUGCAGCUAUUGGUGUUGGAUCAGGUAGUCGUGGAGGAUUGAGUCAACUCGCUGUUCUUGGAAACAAUGCUAGUAAGGUGACGGAUUGUGGACUCAAGGCCGUUGCUCGUGGUUGUCCUACUCUUACAUCCCUUACCUUGUGGAAUCUAUCUUCGAUUGGAGACGAGGGUCUUGUCGAAAUUGCUAAUGAGUGUCCCCUGUUGGAGAAUCUUGAUCUUUCUCAAUGCCCUCAAAUUUCCGACAAAUCUUUGUUCGCCAUUGCAAACAAGUGUCCUAAUCUGACAUCACUAGCAAUAGAAUCUUGCUCGAAUAUUGGGAAUGAUGGCCUUCAAGCAAUCGGUCGAAGCUGUCUUAACUUGAAGUCGAUUUCAAUCAAAAACUGCAUUCUAGUUGGAGAUCAAGGGAUUUCUAGUUUGGUUUCAUCAGCAACUUGUUCCUUGAUGAAAGUAAGGCUUUACGGUUUAACCAUCAGCGAUGUGUCUCUUGCUGUUAUUGGACACUAUGGUAUGGCAUUGACCGACUUAAGUUUAGGUGGUCUUCGUAACGUAACCGAAAAGGGCUUUUGGGUUAUGGGCAGUGGUCAAGGCUUGCAGAAGUUGAAUUCAUUUAUAAUCAGCUCUUGUGGUGGUGUUACUGAUCUCGGGCUCAAAGCAGUGGGCAGAGGCUGUCCGAAUUUGAAGGAAUUUUCUGUACGUAAAUCUGGGUUCGUAUCAGAUAAUGGUAUCGUGUCAUUUGCUAAGGCCGCAGUGUCUCUAGAGACACUUUUACUAGAAGAAUGCAACGAGAUUACACAACUUGGAAUCUUCGGAUUGCUUGUAAAUUGUGGUAAAUUGAAGACACUCUCUUUGGCGAAGUGUUUAGGAAUUAAGGACUUGCCUAUGACGGUUCCUUUGACUUUUUCUCCUUGCAAUUCACUGAGAUCGUUCUCCAUCCGUAACUGCCCUGGAUUUGGAAACUUUAGCUUGGCUUUGUUGGGUAGGGUUUGCCACCAGCUUGAGCAUGUGGUUUUGAAUGGGCUUCACGGAAUUACAGAUGUGGGUCUUACUUCACUCGUUCAGAACUCCGAGGCUGGUCUAACCAAGGUCGAUCUUAGCGGCUGUGUGAACAUUUCCGACAAGAUUGUUUCAGAAAUCUCUAUGGUCCAUGGUGGGACACUGGAGGUAUUGAAUCUUGACAGUUGCAGAUUGAUCACCGAUGCAAGCGUGGUCGCCAUUGCGGAAAACUGCUUAUUGCUUCGGGAACUCGAUGUUUCCAAAUCAGCAAUCACCGAUUUCGCAAUUGCAGCCUUGGCUUGUGCUGAACAACUGAAUCUUCAGAUUCUCUCCGUCUCCAGAUGCAGUCAAGUGUCGAACAAGAGCAUACCGUUCUUGAAAAAGUUGGGCGAAACCCUCGUUGGUCUGAACAUCAUGCAAUGUGGUGGAAUCACCAGUAACGCGGUUGGUCUUCUGGAAGAGCAAAUUUGGAAGUGUGACAUUCUCGUUUAAGCUAUUAUGGGGUAUCCGUAUCAGAUAAUCAUCAGUCAGUUAUCAAUUAGUUCUUAAAGUUGGUUUCAGUAGUCGUGCAGGUUUUUACAGGUCCGUGCAAUGGGCGUCUUUUUGCGAUCCAGCUCUGAGCUCUCUUUUUUCCAAGGGAUUUGGCUGAUACCUCUUUUUUUACAGUUGUUUUUUACACAAAAAACAACUGUUGUAAGGAUUUUUGGGCUCUCAGAUGAGAUCCUUUGUUCUUGGCAGCUAUAUCUUCUUGAGAAUCCUGAUGCUUGGUUCUGGUUCUUGAAGACAACCUCUUGCAACGGGUCCUAGUCGUUGUGGUCAGGUAUCUGUUACCGUUUCAUGUUGGUUCGCGUGUUUAAGGUUACGAUGGGUCGGCAGUUGAUGAGGUAGUGAUGCCUUGGUUGUGCUUGUGGGAUUUGGGCAUGGUAGAUGUUUUAAGUCUGCUAUGACAGCCAUGGUUUAUGGUUGUUUUUUCUCUUUUACCAAGUCCUGGUUUUUGGAGGCAAUGCUUGUUUGUCAAGUGUUAGAUGUCUGUAAUCUUUUGUGAUGGGAACUUGUAAUAUCUACUUGUGUUUUGUGUCUUCU
This is a messenger RNA of Cynara cardunculus var. scolymus (artichoke), 2854 nucleotides long. Its product is annotated as EIN3-binding F-box protein 1-like. Gene Ontology annotation, molecular function: protein binding. The coding region runs from base 290 to 2263 and encodes 657 amino acids. The record is from RefSeq and is a predicted model, not a curated record. The transcript has 2 exons. Gene Ontology annotation, cellular component: SCF ubiquitin ligase complex. Gene Ontology annotation, biological process: SCF-dependent proteasomal ubiquitin-dependent protein catabolic process. NCBI's taxonomy places the organism in Eukaryota, Viridiplantae, Streptophyta, Magnoliopsida, Asterales, Asteraceae.